Trypanosoma theileri is the source of this 456-nucleotide messenger RNA. Its product is annotated as putative surface protease GP63, putative,metallopeptidase. Gene Ontology annotation, biological process: proteolysis; cell adhesion. The annotation marks the transcript as partial. The record is from RefSeq and is a predicted model, not a curated record. Gene Ontology annotation, cellular component: membrane. Gene Ontology annotation, molecular function: metalloendopeptidase activity. The transcript has a single exon. NCBI's taxonomy places the organism in Eukaryota, Euglenozoa, Kinetoplastea, Trypanosomatida, Trypanosomatidae.
AUGUUCUGCACGGAGUCGAAAACGGCUCUGCAGUGCACGUCUGACCGCUUUGCGCUUGGCAAGUGCACAGUGCGCACUUUCGACCAGAGCCUUCCGGACCGCUAUCGCUUCUUUGAGAAGGCGAACGUCGGUGCUCCCAGCAGCGAGCUGAUGAACCACUGCCCCGCGAUCAAGCCACUUGCAUCAACGUCGUGCGAAGAUGGUGAUUCCACGCAGAUGCCCGGCAGUCUCCUGGGCCCACAGUCGCGGUGCCUGAAAGGAGAGUCGCUGAAGGUUAAGGACGGUAUAUCAUCGUACAAAUCUGUUCAAGGCAUUUGUGCAAAUGUGAAGUGUGACAAUGAUACUGUAAGCGUGCAGUACAAGGGCGACGAAACCUGGCACUUGUGUCCUCAAGGAGAAACGAUUGCUGUAACGGGGUCUGCAUUCAGCGGGGGAAAGAUUCAGUGCCCCAAAUAC